Molecule: messenger RNA, 426 nt
Organism: Arachis duranensis
Lineage: Eukaryota; Viridiplantae; Streptophyta; Magnoliopsida; Fabales; Fabaceae
Exons: 2
Coding region: 1-426 (141 amino acids)
Source: RefSeq, a predicted model, not a curated record
AUGAGGCUUCUAAUGUCUUCUUCUGAUCAAGAUGAAGGUGAAAUGAAGAGAUUUGCUAAUUGGAUACUUGAUGUUGGAAAUGGAAAUAUUGGUUCUAUUGUUGGUGAUGAAUCAGAAAUUAAAAUUCCAGAUAAUCUAUUAAUUACAACUACCGAUGACCCUCUCUCUCUCAUUUGGUAUUUUCAGAGUAGGAAAAUUCUUGCACCCACGCUUGAGAGUGUCGAGAAGGUAAACAAUUUUGUCUUGACAAUCUUUCUAGGGAUGAAAAAGGAGUAUUUUAGUUAUGACACAACAUGUCAAGCUAAUGAGAAUGAAGAUGUACAACAAGAGUGGUUCACACCAGAGUUCCUAAAUGAUAUCAAAUAUUCGGGACUACCUAAUCACAAGUUGACUUUGAAGCCAGGAGUUGCUGUAAUGCUACUGUGA